CACAAGUCUAGUAUCUGUAACUAUCACUUUCCCUGCCCACGGGGACAGUCAUAUCUGAGGGGAAUCAUAAACUACUGAGUCAGGGUGAGUUGCAUAAAGCAGUGGAAGUUAGUAAGAUGGCUGAACUUAGUCUCACCAUGCAUUUGCGAACAUGCUGAAAAGUGUCAUUCCAGGUCUUCUCUGCAAACUUCAGCCGCAGGUAUUAUCACUCAGCCUUUUUUUUUGGCAGCUGCCGUCCAGACUGAUUUCCCUCCUCUGCAUUUCACAAUCCUCGCCUCAACCUUGAACUCUCUCCUCUCCACGCUCGUAUCUCUCUGCACACAGAGCCAUGGCAGCCGCUAAGCCAAAGGGGCAGAAUUCUCUAGCCCUUCACAAAGUCAUUAUGGUGGGCAGUGGAGGGGUGGGCAAGUCAGCCCUCACUUUACAGUUCAUGUAUGACGAGUUUGUUGAAGACUACGAGCCCACAAAGGCAGACAGCUACAGGAAGAAAGUGGUGUUAGAUGGAGAGGAAGUACAGAUUGACAUCCUUGACACGGCUGGACAAGAGGACUACGCAGCCAUCCGGGAUAACUACUUCCGCAGUGGAGAGGGUUUCCUCUGUGUAUUUUCCAUCACGGAGCUGGAAUCAUUUGCAGCAACAGUCGACUUUAGAGAGCAGAUACUGCGAGUAAAGGAAGAUGAGAACGUGCCCUUUCUCUUGGUGGGUAACAAGUCCGACUUGGAUGACCGACGGCAGGUCAGCGCAGACGAAGCCAAAGCUCGUGCCGAACAGUGGGGCGUGUGCUACGUGGAGACGUCUGCUAAAACCCGUGCCAACGUCGACAAGGUGUUCUUUGACCUGAUGAGAGAGAUCCGGGCGAGGAAAAUGGAGGACAGCAAAGAGAAAAACGGCAAGAAGAAAAGUAAAAGUUUGGCCAAGAGGAUUCGAGAACGCUGCUGUAUUUUAUAGUGGUAAAAGAGAGCGGGGGGAGCUGCUGUUGUACAUAUACAUUUCUCAGACUUUUGACAUUUAUUUUGUGCUCGUACCUGACCGCGACUCUCCUUUCCUGGCUAACAGGAAAUCUGACCAUGUGUCAGGAGGUAGUGAGGUGGCACUUCAUACACCAUUUAUAGCUCUAACUUUUUAUGUGCUGACACUCCAAAUAACUUACGUACUCUGUCUCUUACUCUGACCAUUUAACGGAGUGUAAUAAAUGGAUGGUGUUUUUACUUUAGGACCCAGCUUGACCAGAGGCGAAGCUCUGGAAUGUUACACAACCGUUCAUUGUAGAGUUUAAUGUGUAUAAUAUAUUCAAGAGAAACCUUGUGGUGGGAGCUGAAAGGGGAGGACGAAGUGAAAGUGUCAAGAGUUGAGAUUUAAAUGCAAAGUUCCACUUCAUAUGUUGAGUCAGCACUGCAGACAUUUACAGUAACCACAGUGUCAACUCUGAGGAAAUGUUUGAUUGUGUUGAUUCACAAGCAUUUGAAUGGAAAGCGUCCGAGCACACACUGAACCCCAGCUGCGGUUUUAUUGCCAUCUCUUCGGGUCAUUUUCAAUCUUCUACUUUACUCUGUGCUAUGAUCGCCAACACUUUAUUUUUAUCUCGAGUCUAACGCCUCCUUUGUCACGCCGUCCUUUUAAAGCAAGUGCACUAACGUUUCCUUUCCUCCUGCUCUCACCGUGUUAAACAUUAAUAAUGACACCUGUAGUCUAAUAGAGAUUACUGCAACACUUGAAAGCUUUUUUUUUUUGGUUAAUUAUGCUGAUAUUCCAGAAGGUUUACCUCAAUAUGGCAUUCAAUGCCUGUCUUUGGAAUCCCUGGUGCUCUGUUAGAAAAGUGAUUCCAUGACACUACGUCCUUUUACGUAUUUUCUUUGUCCAAACUAAAUUAUUUUUUAGACAUGUUGAUGAUUUCUUUUUGUUACUUUCCUGGCCCAGUUUAUUUAUUCCCAUCCUCUAAAAUAUUGGACAUGACUGACUUAAACAAGAAUUUUCCUCCCCUAACUGUAAUCAUGACAAGUGACUGCUAUGUAAUGGUAGUAAAGCAGAACAUCAGAACUGAACUGCAGCUCAAGAGCAACAAGGCCAGCUCUGAUAAUCCAUGACUUCAAAUUAGAAGCGGAUCAGUUAUGCCAGUUAAAGUCUAGUAAAAGAUGAAAAUAGGUUGAAGAUAAAACUCCUGACAACAUACUCCUUUGCUCAAUUCUUGAGAUUACUGACACACUACAAGUUUCUGUCUCAGUAACAUUUAACAACAAUAUUUAAAAUGAUCACAGCAGCACACAGUCGCACAUUUCUGAAGGUAAACACAUUUAAAUAUCUCGUCCUGUGAAUGUGAAAAAGUCAAAGGUGUAGAGGACUGUUGUCUGAAAAGACAGGUAAAAAAUAUCUGUCUUUGUGAGGGUUUUGGUGAUUUUUAAGUAAAUUGCUUCACUGUUUAUUGUGACGUCUGUCCUGUCUGCUUGUGCUCUUCCAGUGACGUGCAGUGAAUCAGUCAUUAACACUGUGCUCUCCUUGCUUUUGUUUCCUGCUCUGCACAUCUGUCCAUGUUUCUAUGCUUUGGUCACGUCAUGCUAACAUAGUGGUACAACAGUGUGAGGAUGCUCCAAAUGUGACAGAAAUGCUUUAUAGAUGUGUAAAUUACAGACAAGAAAACACUAUGAAAUUUACCCUAAUGACCUUUGCUUUUCCUACGCCUGAGCCAUUUUUCAACCACAUACAUUCCUCACAUAUUUAAAUCUAUUUUAUUUUUUUAAAGUUGUAAUUUACUCGGAUAACCAUAACCAUCCUCUCAACCUCCCCAACAUUUCCAAUCUGGUCUGCAUUAGGGUCAUUCAUUUCAUGUGUUCAUCGCUACCAGCAAAAGUUCAGGCACUAGCAACACUGGAGUCUAUGCAAAAAACACUAAAGAUACACAUGCGGUCAAGUUUGGAUAUUUACAAAAAUUGCUCGGUGAGCCGUAUGUAACAACAUGAAAGCUAAUUUCUCAACACUUUUCCAAAGUUCGAUUCUGCGACAACUCACAGAGUUGGUGGUGGUCAUAGAAAUAUAAAGCCCCCAUCAGCUGGUUUUACCUAACUAGACCACAAAAAACAAAAAACAAAACCCCAACAUGAUCCAGAAACAAAGAAAAGAAACAAAUGUUGCAAAUACUUCACUUAUAGUAUGUUUUCUAAAUAUUCCUUGCCUUUAAUGUCGAGCUUCGUUUUUAUGCUACAGUAAUGUUUACGUCUUAAGCGAACCCCCUUAUUUUAAAGCCAGAAAGAGAGCAACACAAAAAGGCAUAAUAUUGUUUUGAUGAUUCCAAAUGAAGCUCUCAACAACAUUGACUGAAUGCAGCCCCAAACCAAUACAGGGCCCUACCUGUUUGUUAAUAUGUUUUAAAACAGAGACCUAAUAUUAAAAAUAUUUAAAAGAAAAAUCCAACUUUUUUAUUUAUUUAACCAAUUUGUUGAUAUUCAGUAACUAUUGCCUGUUAGCCCCUUUCUAAAGACUAAUGAACUCUUGCCAAGCACUAUAUAUAUAUGCCUUCAGCAGGUGUGUCUCUAAUCCUGUUUUCAUCACUGUCCAUUAUAGUGUGGUAAUUGUACAAAAGAAUAGUAGAAUAUUAAAAAAAAAAAUCUGCCGUAUAAAACGUCUACUAAAAAGCACACAGAACGAGAGAGGGGUGAACGUGACCAUGUGACAGGAAGUGAGCUGGAAACACUAAUUUGUGGCAUGAGAAUGCUUGUGAAAUCAUCUGGUUUGAUUAUAUAUAAAUAUUUAUAUGUAUAAAGGGCUAACCUCCAGUGCACCAUACCAUGAUUGAAAACCCUUCCUGACAGUCAAAUUGACAGGCACAACAGAAAAAAAAGACUUUCAAUCUAAAAGAACCACAGCCUGUCAUGAUGCACCUUCCACAGAGUAAGGCCAUUACAGUAAGUGCUGUGUGUGUGUGACUGCUAAAAGCUACUGGACUUUAAGUGACCACCAUCACGCUUCCUUGCUGUAACACUGGCCGAACAGCAUUUCAGUCUCUGCUCAGAGCUUUACAUUGUCAUUUCAAGUCCUUGUCUUUGUCGUUAAAUAAAUCAACUCGGUGGCCUGAAAAUAUCCAACUGGACACUGACACAGUCGGGAUGUUUGUGUGAAAGCUAUGAGCGACACUGUCCUACUGGAUAUUCAUUUUGCCUUUUAUAUAUACAUGUCAAUAGAAUUUAAAAAAAUAAAUAAAUGAGCAAGUUGUCUGUCUUUGAUUGGAUGGUUGUAUGUUUGCCAUCGGUUAAAUGUUUCCUCCUUGUUUACUUAUUUUAAGAAGUAACUACUAAUGUAGCCUGUAUCUGUUUGUGAAUGCAAGAGGUGAAGCUUACAUUUCAAUUCAUUUGUGUGAGUAAUUUGGAAAUGGCAAAUAAAGUGGACAUUACUGAUAAUACU
This is a messenger RNA of Cynoglossus semilaevis (tongue sole), 4393 nucleotides long. It is a transcript of the gene ralaa, whose product is annotated as v-ral simian leukemia viral oncogene homolog Aa (ras related). NCBI's taxonomy places the organism in Eukaryota, Metazoa, Chordata, Actinopteri, Pleuronectiformes, Cynoglossidae. The transcript has 5 exons. Gene Ontology annotation, cellular component: membrane. The record is from RefSeq and is a predicted model, not a curated record. Bases 329 to 949 code for a protein of 206 amino acids. Gene Ontology annotation, biological process: signal transduction. Gene Ontology annotation, molecular function: GTP binding; GTPase activity.